CUUGUUAUAGCCUUUUAUCACGGUGAAACGGAUCAACCAAUAAAAACACAGAGGCCCAUAAAAUGAACACAGAAGACACGGCGGCCGCCACUGCUACCGGCGUCGUGGUGGUGGAGUUGCCACUAGGAGAUGCCGCAGCCACAUUUAAUCUCGAGAAAGCUGUAUGCAGCCAUGGGCUUUUCAUGAUGGCCCCCAACCAUUGGGACCCACAGUCCAAGACUCUCCAGCGGCCCCUCCGCCUCAAUCUCGAUCCCCAUCACGAGGACCAUGAAGCUUCACUCAUGGUGCAAAUCUCUCACCCUAUUGACUCCCCUCACGCGCUUCGACUCUGCGUAUUUGACACCAGCUCUCUCUCCCCUCAACACCAACACUCACUGCUGGAUCAAGUGAGGAGAAUGUUGAGAUUAUCGGACGAAGAGAAUCAGAGGAUAAGAAAUUUUCAAGAAUUCCACGAGGAAGCAAAAAACAGGGGGUUCGGAAGGGUUUUCAGGUCGCCAACGUUGUUUGAGGACAUGGUUAAAUGCAUUCUCCUUUGCAAUUGCCAGUGGUCAAGGACAUUGAGUAUGGCUAAAGCACUUUGUGAACUGCAGUUGGAACUACAGCUUCCCUUGUCUGAUGAAUCUCUUGUGAACGCUGCUAAUGAAAUUAUUUCCGGGUGUCAAACAGUUGAAACCAAUCAGUUCGUUCCGAAAACACCUGCAGGGAAAGAGUCAAAGAAAAACCCCGGAGUUCACGAAUGUUCAAUUAACUUAGCUAACAGAUAUGCAGAGGUUAAAGAAAUGGAAAAAUAUGCUAACUUGGAAGAAAGUUGUGUCCAAAUGUCAGACUGCUUCCCGCCUUUAGAAGGGAAAGGAGUUUCCUCCUGCACUAAAAUUGGAAAUUUCCCGAGCCCAAGAGAACUGGCUUCCCUUAACGAGAAGCUUUUAGCAAAACGGUGCCAUCUAGGCUAUAGAGCAGGUCGUAUAUUGAAGCUUGCUCAAGAAAUAGUUGAGGGUAGGAUUCGACUAAGAGAACUUGAAGAUGUCGUUGGUACUCUAAGCUUGUCUGAGUAUGAUAAGUUGGCGGAGAAGCUGAAAAAUAUAGAUGGAUUUGGACCGUUUACUUGCGCUAAUGUUCUGAUGUGCAUGGGAUUUUACCAUGUCAUUCCAACUGAUUCAGAAACUAUUAGGCAUCUAGAACAGGUUCAUGCCAAAAGCUCAAAAAUUCGGACAGUUCAAAGAGAUGUUGAAGUGAUUUAUGGGAAAUACGCACCAUUUCAGUUUCUAGCUUAUUGGUCAGAAGUGUGGCAGUUCUAUGAGGAAUGGUUUGGCAAGCUAAGUGAGAUGCCCCCUUCUGGUUAUAAACUUAUUACUGCUGCUAAUAUGAGGCCAAAAAGAAAUGGAGAUAAUAAGAGGAUUAAGGUAUCAUUGGAAAAUAUUUAGUAAUAAAAACAAAGGGAAGUAUGAUUUAUGUUCUUUUGUAUCAGUGCAUACCUACUAUUUAUAUAUUGUAAACAAAAUUUCGUGUGAUAAUUGUUAUUUUUCUCUUAGUAAUCUUUUUUGAGGUUAUUAUGUUUCAUGUUUGAAAAUGUUGUUGAGGGUAUAUUUAUGAUCAAUCGAUUUCCUCCCUUCUAUCUG
Olea europaea var. sylvestris is the source of this 1616-nucleotide messenger RNA. RefSeq lists its product as uncharacterized. The transcript has 6 exons. Gene Ontology annotation, cellular component: nucleus. The record is from RefSeq and is a predicted model, not a curated record. NCBI's taxonomy places the organism in Eukaryota, Viridiplantae, Streptophyta, Magnoliopsida, Lamiales, Oleaceae. Gene Ontology annotation, molecular function: 8-oxo-7,8-dihydroguanine DNA N-glycosylase activity. Bases 63 to 1421 code for a protein of 452 amino acids. Gene Ontology annotation, biological process: base-excision repair, AP site formation; DNA repair.